Solanum pennellii is the source of this 1336-nucleotide messenger RNA. Its product is annotated as probable protein phosphatase 2C 72. The transcript is spliced from 5 exons. The coding region runs from base 37 to 1047 and encodes 336 amino acids. NCBI's taxonomy places the organism in Eukaryota, Viridiplantae, Streptophyta, Magnoliopsida, Solanales, Solanaceae. The record is from RefSeq and is a predicted model, not a curated record. Gene Ontology annotation, molecular function: protein serine/threonine phosphatase activity. Gene Ontology annotation, biological process: protein dephosphorylation.
CACAAACUAGAAAAACAAAGAGCAGUCGAUAAUAAUAUGGGUAUCUGUGGACUCGUUAGUUGUAUAUCGUCGACAUCUUUUGAGAUUCAACCUGUUGAUUUUGGUAAUGAAAAUGUUGUUCAUUAUGAUGAUAACAACAUUAAUGAGAACCAAUGUGUAAUUGGUUCUGUUUUUUCUCAACAAGGAAAUAAAGGAAUCAAUCAAGAUUCUGCUAUUCUCUAUCAGGGAUAUGGUGUAGAAAAUGGAGUUUUUGGUGGAGUUUUCGAUGGGCACGGGAAAAAUGGACAAGUAGUUAGUAAGUUUGUUAUGAAUAAGUUGCCGUCUUUGCUGCUGAAGUAUAUACUUUCUUUGCCAAAGAUUACUUCUCCGAAACAAAAUUUUGAACUUGUCGAUGAGGAAUCAGUGAAGAGUAAGAAUUUUAAUAAGUGGAAAGACGCGUAUUUGAGUUCCUUUAAGGUGAUGGAUAGAGAUAUUAAAAGUCUUGAGAAAUUGGAUUGUUCAUGUAGUGGAACAACUGCUGUCGUUGCUAUAAGACAGGAUGAUGAUUUGAUUAUCGCGAAUCUUGGUGAUUCUCGAGCUGUACUAGGAAGAAAGACAGAGGAGGGAGUAAUUGAGGCUGUUCAGUUAACUACUGAUUUGAAGCCUAGCCUGCCUUCUGAAGCAGAAAGAAUAAGGAACUGUGAUGGCAGAGUUCUUGCAUUGAAGGAAGAACCACAUAUACAAAGAGUGUGGUUACCACAUGAAGAUGUUCCUGGAUUGGCCAUGUCGCGAGCUUUUGGAGAUUUCAUGUUGAAAAACUAUGGCGUAAUCUCCAAGCCUGAUGUUUCUUAUCACCACAUUUCACCAAAUGACCAGUUUCUUGUUCUAGCAACUGAUGGGGUGUGGGAUGUGCUGAGCAACGAUCAAGUCGUUUCCAUAGUGUGUGCAGCAAAUAAUGCAGCAGCAGCGGCAGAGGCAGUAGUACAAGCUUCUUUAGAUGCAUGGGAACAGAAGUUUCCAAACAGCAAGAGAGACGACAGCACUGUCAUCUGCUUGUUCUUGCAAUAACAACGUGUGUUCUCCGAAAACUAAUACUUGAGCAAAUACUGGCUUUUCUUGCAAUCGCCGAAAUUAUGUCAGAUGUUUGAUGCACUUUUGAAUGCCAUUAUAAUUCGUACUAGUAUAUAUGGUCAAUCAAACUUAAUACAACAAAAUAUGAAGAUUCUAUCAAGAACUGUUGAUAGCUGGUUCUCUUGGAUGUAUGCAACUUUUAUUGCCAUAAGUAAAUGUGAGAUGUUUUCACUGUGUGAAAAUUUAAAAGAAAUUUUGAAGUCUAAGAAAAAUAAGUCAUAACCUA